Molecule: messenger RNA, 468 nt
Organism: Dioscorea cayenensis subsp. rotundata (Guinea yam)
Lineage: Eukaryota; Viridiplantae; Streptophyta; Magnoliopsida; Dioscoreales; Dioscoreaceae
Exons: 1
Coding region: 120-311 (63 amino acids)
Source: RefSeq, a predicted model, not a curated record
UCUUCUCUCAUUCCAUCUGAAUCUUCACCAAAAGUCCUCUUUUUUUUGGUGAAAUUUUCACUUCAACCCUUCGAUUUCUUUUUAUUUAGAGUUUUCUUCAUCUCUGAGAGCUUUCGACGAUGUGCUGCCCUUCGAAAACGUGCUGCCUUUGCUUGCUGGUGAUCUUGGUGGUGUUGGCGAUCGGAUUCAUCUUCGGUUUCGGCGUCUUCGCCCAUGGAUUUCACAAGCUCAAGGAUACUUUUCAUAUGGAUCAUCCAAGUGAUGGGUUUGAUGGCAAAAGGCCUUUCAUCGGUGCUCCACCGCCGUUCUGAGUGUUCUUUGGAUCUUUAGGUUUGUGAUUCUGAUUUUUAAUUUUAGGGUUUCUUCUUCUUUUUUUUUGGGGGGUUUGAUUGUAAUGUGGGUCUGGGAUUGAGAUCUGAUCUUUGGAUUGGUUUGUUUUUUGGUUUAUUUGAUGAAAAAUUUUUAUUU